Sceloporus undulatus (fence lizard) is the source of this 1170-nucleotide messenger RNA. It is a transcript of the gene PSMG1, whose product is annotated as proteasome assembly chaperone 1. The transcript has 8 exons. Lineage: Eukaryota; Metazoa; Chordata; Lepidosauria; Squamata; Phrynosomatidae. The coding region runs from base 73 to 975 and encodes 300 amino acids. The record is from RefSeq and is a predicted model, not a curated record. Gene Ontology annotation, cellular component: endoplasmic reticulum. Gene Ontology annotation, biological process: proteasome core complex assembly. Gene Ontology annotation, molecular function: proteasome binding.
CCACCCCCAUUCCUCCUCUUCCUGCUGCUGCUGUUGCUUCUGCCUCUGGGCUCCUCCUCCUGACUUGCAGCCAUGGCCACUUUCUUCGGGGAGGUGGUGGCUCUCCCUUCCCGCGCAGGGCUGGAGGAGGAAGAGGAGGAGGAAGCGCAGGAGGACUGCCACAUUCGCCUGGCCCUGGAGGGGAAAAGAAAGGUUGACGUUGUCUGGAAUACAACAUUAAAUGCUUCUACAGAAGAGCAGUUUCCUUGCUCAAAGUUCAUCUUGGCUGUGGGUCAGAAUGCAGUAGCGUUCUUGUCUUCCUUUGUUUUGAGUUCGGGAUGCUGGGAGGUAGUUGGAUCUGUGAAAUUAUGGAAUGAGUGGUCAAGAACAUCAGACAGAACCAAUGUCCUUCCAACAGAUUCAUUCUGUUUAUUUUAUCGCUUGAUUUCAGAUCCUACUAUUUUAUUGUGCCAGUGCAAUUGUUAUGUGGCUGAAGACCAACAGUUUCAGUGGCUUGAAAAGGAGGGACGGGACAGGGACAGGACAAUGACAUCCCAUCCCCUGUAUGAUCAUCUCCAGUGCCUCCAGGUUUUUGGAUGCAUGCAGAAGAUUGAUUUACAAGUACUGGUUCUCUCAUCAUGUUCCAUUACAGAUUAUAAAACAACAGAAUCAAUUUUAACACUUCCUUCUCCUUUUCUGAAAGCAGUAAAGACAACAGCGUUCAAAGAUCAAGUCUGUUGUUCACUUCUAGAGCAGCCAAAUAUUGUACGGGAUCUCCCUGCUGCAGUUCUCAGUUACUGUCAAGUGUGGCAAAUCCCUGCAGUGUUUUAUCAGUGUUACACUGAUAUCCUCAAACUGGAUUUGGUAACAGUUGAAGUUUUCCAGCCUGUCCUGUCUUCCAAAAUUCUAAAGAGUUUGGUUAAGGAUAUUUCAAGAAGCACAGAACUACUGACAAAAUUGGUGACAACGAAUGAGAUUCAUAACAUCUACACUUAAAAUGGACAUUGUCUCUGAAGUCCCUGAUAACUUUCAAGUCUGAAUAACUAACUGUCUUUGGAAACUACAGUUACUUUGCUUGGAAGCAUUUGGAACUUGUGUUUGUGGAACACAUGAUCUUUGUACCAUAUGUUGACUGUUGUGUAGAUGCAUUUUAUUCAUUAACGUUUAUUAAAAUGUUCCUUUUUAAUUUUU